This is a messenger RNA of Strongylus vulgaris, 576 nucleotides long. NCBI's taxonomy places the organism in Eukaryota, Metazoa, Nematoda, Chromadorea, Rhabditida, Strongylidae. The record is from the annotation of a GenBank genome assembly.
GUGGCGGUUUGGGAGGAGGAAGCUAUGGCAGCACAGGUGGCGGCGGAGGCGGUAGAAGUUAUAGAGGGAGUGGUGGAAGCUACAACCACAGUGGUGGUGGUGGCAGUUAGUCAAUCUAUUACAUUCGUACACGUAGGAUAUGGCAUUGCACCUAUACCCGUGCCAGCACCGAUGCCGUCAGAUGGAUAUGCUAGCAGCAACAGCUAUGGUGGAAAUGGUGGAAGCAUAGGAGGGGGCAGCUACGGAGUUGGUGGUGCUGGUGGUAGCAGUUAUGGGGGUGGCAUUGGCGGAGGAUAUGCCCAACCACCUCCGCCUCCACCGCCACCGCCACCGCCACCUUCUCCCCCAGAAUAUAGCAAUGACGGCUGCUGUGGAGGUGGUGGUGGCACCGGUGGUGGCAGUUAUGGUGGUAGCAUUGGUGGAGGCAGUUACGGAGGUAGCACUGGUGGAGGAUAUACCCAACCACCUCCUCCUCCACCGCCACCACCGCCUUCACUUCCCUCAGAAAAAUAUAGCAAUGGCGGCUGCUGUGGAGGUGGUGUUAGUCCCGGCGGCGGCAGUUAUGGUGUUCGCCCA